AUGGCGCCCACGCGCUAUUCCCUCUCCAUCAAACCCCCCGACCGCGCUGCGGAAGAUGGAUCCGCGGAAGCCCCCCCGCGGAGAAGCAGCCUCAGCAGCAACUUCACCCCUGGGGGAAUCGGAACCGCAGCUGGCGGAGCACCCGCUGGCGCAGCAGGCGGAGCGCGGGGGUCGGGGGGGGCGGGCAGAGGGCACUAUGACGCCGGGCCUUGGGCUAUCCGCGUUCCCUAUCAGGAUGCGGACGUGCGAAGUGUCCUGGAAGCAGGCAGGGAUCCGUGGAGUUGCGCAGCAGGCGACGGCGCGGGGAGGCAGGGUGGCGCUGAUGCCAGCUACGGCGCUGGGGGGGGAGCGGGGGGAGUGAGCGGGGAAGGUGGACCCGGGGGAGGUGCAUCUGGAUCAAGAUUCGGGUUCGAGGGCGGCAGGAUCCAGCGGAGGUUCUCUCUUUCCACCCCGCGGGAGAUCGCCAGGCUGGCGCAUGCGACGAGCGGCAGCGGCAGUGGCGCCAGUGGGCCUGAGAGGCACGGGCUACAGGCUCACCCGCCACAGGAGGCCGCCCAAGAUGCAAUCGCAGCCGUUCAGGCUGCGCAGGCAGCAGCAGCCGCCGCGUCAGCCAACGGCCCUUCCAAUUCCGGCUCGUUUUCCACUGUUGGUUCGGGCAGUUUCAACAAUUCCAUGGGUAAUUUCCUACGGCAGCCAACUACCCCUCGGUCGAUACCACCAUCUCAGUCAUCCACCCGGGUCGAGCGGUUGCUGAGGGAGAGGCAGAUGAGGCGCAGCUCGAGCUUCCUCCAGUUCGACGUGGAUUCGGUGGACGGGCGGAUCAUGACGCCACGUGGCAUUGCCACGUCACACGGCAGUGCUGGGUCAAUUGCUGGGCCGCCGGCUCCUGGCGGAACAGGAGGAGCAUCGGGAAUGGGAGCAGGAGGCGGAGGAGGCGGAGGGGGAGGGGGAGGAGGGGGCGCAGGAGGGGGCGCAGGCGCAGCGUGGGUGCCAGGGCGUGCGCCCAUGGUUGGCCGAGCCAGCACGGCCUCCCGAGGCAGCUUCGCGUUUGGCGCGGCAGCCCGAGGCACCAGGUCCGGGCCACUAGCCCCGGUGGACCUCAUGUUAGGCCCGGACAGCCGGAACUCCAGCUAUGACAACCUGGCUGCUGUUGCCGCUGCUCACACCCCCCACAGCUCAUCCAUUCCCACCCCUUACACCUCCACACCACCCCGCCUCCCCUCUGCCGUCCCCUCACCAUACCCUCUCUCUUCCUCUCCCCACAUGGCCUCAUCACCUGCCAUCCCACGCCCGGCAGGCUCCACGCCCCGCCUGUCGUCGUCCCUCACAGCCUACCCGGGGUUCAGGGGUGGGGGCGCCAUGCAGCGCGUGCAGAGCAGCGGGGAGCUCACUGCUGCGGCGGCACAGGCAGCAGGUUUGACGGAUAGGAUCCCGGAAGAGGGGAUGGGAGCGGGGGACGUGGGAGUGGGGGGUGCGAGUCCUGGGGUGACGGUGCUGCCAGGGGUGGCUGGGAUUCCGGGUCUGGGAGUGGCUGUUCCGGGGGGUAUGGGAGCAGGGGGAACAGGGCCGGCUGUAGCAAGGCCGGCUGUAGCGGGGGCGGAUGUAGGUAGGCCGGCUGCAGCGGGGUCGCCUGUAGCAGGGCCGGCUGUAGCGUCACCACAGCAUAGGAUGGGAGGUAGGCCAGGCACCCCUAGCCAUGUUCUAGACCCUGGUCGGAUGCUAGAACCGUUGGGACCAGCAGCAGCAGUGUCUCUCACAGCAGAAGCAGAGGCAGAAGCAGCAGCAGCAGCAGCAUCGGCAGGACCAGCCAUGGCAGCAGCAGCAGCAGCAGCUGCAGCAGCAGCGAUCCCUCAGUCUGUACCAGUCGAGCCUCCCCAGAUGGAACCUCCGCCGACCCCGCCGCCCGCGCCGGCCGCGCAGCAGCGCAUGCAGCGGCUGCUGAUAGUGGCCAAUCGCCUGCCCGUGCGGGCCAGCCUACAGCCCGACGGCACGUGGGCGCUGGAGCUGUCCGCUGGAGGGCUUGUGAGCGCGCUGCUAGGCGUGAAGCAGAACUUUGAGACGUGUUGGAUAGGCUGGCCGGGGCUGUACCUGCACUCGCCUGCGGAUCAACAGCAACUGCACGACGCCCUGCAGGCCAAGGGAUGCGUGCCCGUGUUUCUGGACGAGAACACAAUGAAUGCGUAUUACAAUGGCUACUGCAACAACGUGCUGUGGCCGCUGCUGCACUACAUCGGCCUGCCCCAGGAGGACCGCCUCUCCGCCACGCGCUCCAUCCAGGGCCAGUACGGCGCGUACCGCUCGGCCAAUCACAGCUUUGCUGACGUGGUCAUGGCUCAGUACCGGCAGGGGGACAUUGUGUGGGUGCAUGACUAUCACCUCAUGCUGCUGCCUCAAUACCUCAAGGCCCGCAGCCCCAACAUGAAGGUGGGGUGGUUCCUGCACACGCCCUUCCCCUCCAGCGAGUUCUUUCGAGCGCUGCCCCUCCGAGAGGAGAUCCUGCAGGCUGUGCUUGCCGCUGACCUCAUUGGCUUCCAUACGUACGACUACGGGCGGCACUUUGUGAGUGCGUGUGCGCGCAUCCUGGGGCUGGAGGGCACGCCCGAGGGCGUGGAGGACCAUGGCAGACUCACACGCGUCGCUGCGUUCCCGAUUGGCAUAGACCCGGAGCGGUUCAUAUCAGCACUGGAGAGCAACGUGGUGAAGACGCACAUCGCGGAGCUGCGAGCGAGAUUCUCCGGAAGGAAGGUGAUGCUGGGAGUGGACCGGCUGGACAUGAUAAAGGGCAUACCGCAGAAGCUGAUCGCGUUUGAGAAGUUUCUCGAGGAGCACCCUGACUGGCGCGACAAGGUCCUCCUCGUGCAGAUCGCCGUGCCCUCUCGCACCGACGUGCCCGAGUACCAGAAGCUGACGAGUCUGGUGCAUGAGAUCGUGGGGCGAAUCAACGGUCGAUUCGGCACUCUCACCACCGUGCCCAUCCACCACUUGGAUCGCUCCCUGGCAUUCCACGAGCUGUGCGCCCUGUACGCCAUAACGGACGUGCUGCUGGUGACGUCGCUGCGGGACGGCAUGAACCUGGUCAGCUACGAGUAUGUGGCGUGCCAGAACUACAAGAAGGGCGUGCUCAUCCUCAGCGAGUUUGCAGGCGCAGCACAAUCACUUGGGGCGGGUGCGCUGCUGGUGAACCCAUGGAACAUCACGGACAUGUCGAGCGCCAUAGAGGACGCGCUCACGAUGGGUGAGGAGGAGCGCGUCGACCGCCACCGCUACAACUUCCUGCACGUCACCACUCACACCGCGCAGGCCUGGGCAGACACGUUUGUCAGCGAGUUGAACGACACAGUGGUGGAGGCACAGCUGCGCACGCUGCACAUCCCCCCGCUGCUGCCCGUGUCCCAGUGUGUCGACCGCUUCCACCAGUGCCGCAACCGCCUCCUCAUCCUCGGCUACAACGGCACGCUCACAGCUCAGGUGGAGCCACACAGGCGGCGCACGCCUGAUCAGAUCAAGGAGAUGAAGGUUCGUCUACACCCGAUAAUGCCGGCUGCGCUGCGUCGGCUCUCCUCCGACCCGGCCAACACGAUCGUCAUAAUGAGCGGGUCGGAGCGUGCGGUGCUGGACGAGGCGUUCAGCGAGUAUGACGUGUGGCUGGCGGCUGAGAACGGCAUGUUCAUGCGCCACACGAGAGGGGAGUGGAUGACCACCAUGCCUGAGCACCUCAACAUGGACUGGCUCGACUCGGUUCAGCGCACGCCACGGUCAUACGUGGAGGAGAGGGAGACCUCUCUGGCAGGGUUCGCUUUUGAGUCGACUCAAAGGGAGACCUCUCUGGCAGGGUUCGCUUUUGAGUCGACUCAAAGGGAGACCUCUCUGGCAGGGUUCGCUUUUGAGUCGACUCAAAGGGAGACCUCUCUGGCAGGGUUCGCUUUUGAGUCGACUCAAAGGGAGACCUCUCUGGCAGGGUUCGCUUUUGAGUCGACUCAAAGGGAGACCUCUCUGGCAGGGUUCGCUUUUGAGUCGACUCAAAGGGAGACCUCUCUGGCAGGGUUCGCUUUUGAGUCGACUCAAAGGGAGACCUCGCUGGCAGGGUUCGCUUUUGAGUCGACUCAAAGGGAGACCUCGCUGGCAGGGUUCGCUUUUGAGUCGACUCAAAGGGAGACCUCGCUGGCAGGGUUCGCUUUUGAGUCGACUCAAAGGGAGACCUCGCUGGCAGGGUUCGCUUUUGAGUCGACUCAAAGGGAGACCUCGCUGGCAGGGUUCGCUUUUGAGUCGACUCAAAGGGAGACCUCUCUGGCAGGGUUCACAUUGGUGUUUGAGUAUUUCACGGAGCGCACGCCGCGGUCGUACGUGGAGGAGAGGGAGACCUCGCUGGUGUGGAACUACAAGUAUGCCGACGUGGAGUUUGGCCGCGUGCAGGCCCGAGACAUGCUGCAGCACCUCUGGACGGGACCGAUUUCGAAUACUGCAGUCGACGUUGUGCAGGGAGGCAAGUCAGUGGAGGUGCGGCCAGUGGGGGUGAGCAAGGGAGCGGCCAUGGAGAGGGUGUUGGGGGAGAUAGUGCACCAGAAGCCGCUGCCCUGCCCCUUUGACUUCGUCAUGACUGUCGGCCACUUCCUCUCACGGGACGAGGACAUAUACCAGUUCUUUGAGCCAGACCUGCCGCACGACAAAAACAUGCCCCCCGGCAUGGACGGUUACCAGCAGUGCAUGGACGGCACCCCCUUACCUCCCUUCCUCCCUUCCUCUCACCCCUCAUCUCCCAACCAACAGGACGAGGACAUAUACCAGUUCUUUGAGCCAGACCUGCCGCACGACAACAUCAACAACAUGCCGCCUGGCAUGGACGGUUACCAGCAGAGCAUGGAUGGUACCAUGGGUCCCAUGGAUGGUAACCGUGGUGUAUCCAUGGAUGGUAACAUGGUAACCAUGGGCCAUGGGCCCUUGGACGGGGCAACCAUGGAUCAAGUCACACGGGAUCAUAUCACGGCUCUUGAGCAUGCUGAUUCUUACCUUCCUGAGUAUUACACUACCAGCCCCACCACCACAUUUGAUACAAGCACCACCGCUACAAGCACUCUCACCGCUCCGCACGAUCGCUCCAAUCCUCCUCCUGACACCAAGCCUCCCCCGGGCCUCCCUCCUGCACCUCCUCCGAGCAUUCCUGGACCUGACAGCCUGGGCUCGGCGCCACUGCCUAUGUUUGCCGGACCAGGAUACGGCAGCCCCGUGCCUCAGUCCGCGGCUCGGGGGGGAGGUUCGGGGCCGCUGGUGGCGCGGGUGAUCUUUGGGGAUCCGCAGAGCAGAAACCAAAUGGAGGGAGGGGGAAGGCACGCUGGGAGGGAUGGUGGUGCUGCCCCUGCCGCCGCCGCUGCUGCUGCUGCCGCUGCCGCUGCCGCUGCUGCCACCGCCGCUGCUGCUGUUGCUACCUCAGCAGCUGCCGCUGGUGCUUGGGUUGCUGCUGGUCCCAGCUCCCCCUCUCCCUCUUUCUCUGCUGCCAACGCUGCCGCUGCUGCACUCUCUGACACCUCUCCACGGCCCCACACUCCGGACUCUGUCACAGCACGCAGCAGCCGGCUUAAGGCCGAGUCCCGAGCGGGGGGAGGGGGCAACGAUGGAGAUGCAGCAGUAGGGUCGGAGGGAAGAGCAGCACCAGGGGGGAUAGGAGCAGGAGCAGGAGCAGGGACAGGGGCAGCGGGGGUGGGAGGGAGUAGCAGUGGGAGGAGCCGAGGGGGCGGGCUGGGAGGGUUCCGAUGGAAAGGGGGCAAGAAGUCUGAAAAGAAAUCUGCCUUCUCCUUCUCCUCGCCGUCACUGGUCAGUCUUCUUGGGUCAGCUCUGGAAGGCGCCACGGGCAGCCCGAGAAAAACCAGCAUGGGGCGAAGCAGCAGUGGCGGGAGGGGGGAGGCGGAGCUAUGUUCCCCAGCUGCAAGCAAUGCUGCUGGGACUCAGGGAGUGGGGAACGGGAGUGGAAGGCGAGAGGAAGCAAAUGGAGCGGAGGCGGGUGAGAGAUUGCUUGCACCGAUCACUGGGUUUUCCAACCUGUCGAGCUUUUCAAGCCAUUCUGGGACGACCGGCGUUUCAGAUGAGUCAGGAUUUUCCACACAGGAGAGCUCGUCGAUGCUUCCUACUGUGCUGGACUCUGAGGAAGAUGGGCAUGGGGAGGAAAUAAGCCAUCGGAGCAGUGGGGAGUAUUGCCCGAUUGUUGAUCUCAACGCCGAUUCAUACUUUUCGUGUGCUGUGGGGCGCAAACGGUCUUUGGCGCGAUACUCGCUUGCAACCACUGAUGAUGUGGUCACCAUGCUGAAGGCGAUCUCAGAUAGCUAUGGCCUUGGCCCUGGGGACCCGGCUAUGGCGGCGGCAGGGGUGGCGGAGGGCGCGGUGGACGGGGAUUUGGCGGGGGACGCGGAGGGGGCGGCAGGGGCGGCGGGCUCGGACGGGGACCUGGUGGGGGCCUUGGACUGGGCCCUGGCGCCGCUCUGGGCACGUUCUACGGCCACGAACAACACCGACUACAAUGUCCGUUACGUGCUGAGGAUUGGCGGCCUGCCAACCCCAGGUCUUCCUACCGCUGCCGCCGUCCUGAAUAGUAACGGCGACGCUGUCCUUGAUUUCCCCGAUGCCACGUGGACCAACACCACUGGCCAGCAGCCUUAUGGCUACGGCUGGAGGAGGCGCAACCGCGCAUGGGUCUUUGGUGUGUGUUUCCGUUACAAUGCGACCGGGGUUUAUUACAACGCGAACACAAAGACUACUGAUGGCGGCAAGACUAUUGGGUCUAUUGCUGUGGCCAUGGUUGCCGCUCCUGCAGCUUAUAGUGGCCGCAUCACUGCUCCUGGUGGCGUUGCUUCUGGCAAGUUCCACACCUGGCGUUAG
Molecule: messenger RNA, 6867 nt
Organism: Closterium sp. NIES-65
Lineage: Eukaryota; Viridiplantae; Streptophyta; Zygnematophyceae; Desmidiales; Closteriaceae
Source: the annotation of a GenBank genome assembly